Messenger RNA from Anneissia japonica, 3389 nucleotides. Its product is annotated as N-acetylated-alpha-linked acidic dipeptidase 2-like. Gene Ontology annotation, molecular function: carboxypeptidase activity. NCBI's taxonomy places the organism in Eukaryota, Metazoa, Echinodermata, Crinoidea, Comatulida, Comatulidae. The coding region runs from base 161 to 2434 and encodes 757 amino acids. The transcript is spliced from 17 exons. The record is from RefSeq and is a predicted model, not a curated record.
UGAUAUAUAUCAAGCUAGGUAAAUUUCUUAUCUCUCCAAUAUCCUAUUAAACAUCAAUAAAGUGAUAAAGUAAGCUCGGAUCAAAGGUUGGCUGGAAUUGCAGGCCAAAUCACAACACACGAUACGUUCCACAAUUUUAGUAGGUACGCCCUACAGGAGGAUGUCUGCCGCUCUCGACAUGGGCGAUUCGGACCAUUACUUUUCAAAAAAAUCGGGUUACGAUGGGUUCCAUCCAAUCCUGAUUUUCAUCGCAGUUGGUAUUCUGGCCCUAGGAACUGGGUUACUUUUUGGAUUCUUAACAUUCCCUGAAACUCUGCGUAGCCCAGAGUGUAUCACGGAUAACGAAACCCCCAGUAAGAAAUGGGUUUCGGAAACACUUUUGAAUUCUAUAGAUGCUACAAAUAUUGAAGAAAAUUUAAACUAUUUCACGUCCCAGCCUCAUCUAGCCGGUACACCUGCAGAGAAAGAAAAUGCAGAAUAUAUUCGUAAAGCAUGGAUUGAACAAGGGCUGGACAGCGCCAAGCUGGUUCCUUAUGAUGUUUAUUUGUCAUACCCGGACAAAGACAACCCUAAUAAGGUAUCACUUUUGGAAAAUGGCAAGGAGAUUUUUAGCACUCGAGAGCACGAAGACAUUUUAAGACCCGAAGAUAAUCACACUAACGUGGUACCUCCUUUCAACGCGUAUUCUGCCCAGGGAACAGUUAAGGGUAACCUUGUAUAUGUUAACUAUGCUACAGCCGACGAUUUUGAAUACUUAGAAAAAAAUCGUCCUGAUAUCAACAUCACUGGGAAAAUAGUGAUUGCUCGAUAUGGCCAGAUAUUCAGAGGAAGUAAGGUCAAGUUUGCCGAAGCAGCAGGUGCAAUAGGAGUUAUUCUUUACUCGGAUCCCAAAGACUACGCAUCGGACGAUGCGAUAGGUGUAUACCCUAACGCUUGGUGGUUACCAGGCUCAGGUGCUCAGCGUGGAAAUGUGUUUGUCAGCGACGCAAAGGGUGAUCCAUUAACACCUGGAUUUCCGGCUAAUGAUUAUGCUUAUCGGCUAGCAGAUGAGGACACUGCUUUAACUAGAAUACCAGUACAUCCGAUUGGUUACGACGAUGCUGAAAAACUCCUAAUGGAGCUAGGUGGUGACGAAGUACCGAAGGAUUGGAAAGGCAGAUUAAACAUCACAUACAAUUUUGGACAAACUUUCAAGAAUCCAAACAGAACCAUAAGGUUAAAGGUUUUAUCUAAGAAGGAGAUUCGAACAGUGUACAACGUUGUCGGCAUGACCAAAGGCAGCGUCGAACCAGAUCGUUACGUCAUUCUCGGCAACCAUCGAGAUGCAUGGGUUUAUGGAGCAGUCGAUCCAUCGAGUGGCACCGCAGCGUUGAUGGAGGUUACAAGAGCGUUUGGGAAGUUACGUAAAACAGGAGAUUGGCGACCACGAAGGACGAUUUUAUUUUGCAGCUGGGCUGCAGAAGAAUACGGUUUACUUGGUUCCACAGAAUACGUUGAGGACUUUCAGCGAGUGUUGGCCGAGAGAGCAGUGAUUUACAUCAACGUAGAUUCAGCAGUGAUUGGUAACUACACAAUGCAAGUUAAGGCAACCCCUUCUUUAAAGAAGGCAAUAUUCGCUGCUUCAAAGAAGGUUCCUUCUCCUGAUGAUGGCUUUUCGUCAACCUUCGAACUUUGGCAGAAAAGAUACGCGGACAACGAUGACACUACUAUUCCAUAUAUUGGAACAUUGGGAUCAGGAAGCGACUUUGCACCUUUCAUGUAUCGCAUUGGUGUUCCUGCAACCGACCUCCGUUGGAUAUACGAUCCUAAUUUGAGAUUGUCAUCGUAUCCUGUAUAUCAUUCAGUCUACGAAACGUUUUACCUUGUCAAGACGUUCCUCGACUGGGAUUUUAAACGUCAUCAAGCGGUGGCGCGUGUUUGGGCAGAGGUUGCACGCGAUUUUGCUGACUCUACCAUCUUACCCUUUGAUUGCGUAGAUUAUGCAAAUAAGAUGCAUAGUUCUAUUAACUCUAUCAGGACUACUUACGAAGAAAACAUGAAUAACCACGGUAUUACAUUCGAUGCCGUCAUAUCAGCCAUAAAUAAUCUGACUACUAUUGCCACAACGUUUCAUAACAAUGUCCAGAAAAUGGACAUUUCAAAUGUUCUUGCUGUACGGAGAGUCAAUGACCAGCUUAUGUUAUUUGAGAGGGCAUUCAUAGAUCCACUUGGUUUACCUGAUCGAAAAUUCCUCAAGCAUAUAGUUUUUGCUCCAAGCAGUAAAAACUACUACGCCGGUGACGCGUUCCCUGGACUUGUCGAUAGUCUUUAUCGCAUAGAUGAAGAUACCAACAACCAAGACCAGCGGUGGGAUGCAGUCCGAGAAUACAUGGCCGUAAUCGCUUUUAUGAUCCAGUCAUCUGCCAGCACUCUUACAGACGUUGAAUACUAUUAAGACACAAAGUGGUUUACACGUGCCUUGAUAUUGCUGGAUGUGCCUUUUCAAUGGAAAAACCAAACAAGCUUUUCAUGACUUUGACAAAUAUUUAUUCUUUAAAACUUUGCCUGACGGAUCAUCAAUUUCUUGACUCUUCAUACUUUCAGGGCUCUACUAGCCCUAUUUAAAAAAAAUUGUUAUAAACAGUUUAGUUCAGUACACCUACAACUGUAAUACGUUAUAAUAUUGAUUUGAAGCGGAGAAAGACUUCACAAGUUAUGCCACUUCCGACAUCCAGCUGCAUUUACUAAUAAUCACUCCAUGAUGGUGCUGCAGGCGGGCAGAGUGGGUUGUGAUCCCAGUAUAAGAAAAUCGUAAUUACAAACGAUCCACUUACGUACCUUCUCCUAUAUUAGAUUAUAUUAUAUUAUAUUAUAUUAUAUAGGCCUAUUAUAUUAUAUUAUAUUACCGAUAUAUCAUAUUGUGUAAGUAAGUGGUCAUUGGAUUUGUGGUGAAAUUAGUUGAGUGUAUGGUGCCAAUGACAUCUUUAUUGUUUGAAUGUUGAGUUUCUCAGCUAAAAAUAGUUUAAAGGAAUCCUUUGCUAAAUGUUGGCUGGGUGGAGCAUGAAUUGGGCUUUUCCCUGCAGUGAAUGAACCCAUGCAUUUCGCGCUAAAUACGGUAUGCCUAUUCCGUUAUUCAAAUAUGCUGUCUUCCGAUAUAGCGUUUUAAAACUAAUACCACAGUAAUAGAUACAUUUAUUAAGCGUGAUAUCUUACAUAGAAAGUUCACAAGAUUGAUCAAUAUUUGGGACUUCUGGCUCGCCGAGUUUAGAAGUCUCAAGACCUUUUUAAGGCCUAAAUGAAAUGAAAUAAUAUUUGAAGGUGAAGUUCUAGUUUUCUCUUGUUUAAAAUAAAUGAAACAAUACAGUUCAGAGGGUGCGAUCGCACACCCCUAAUUGUGUUAAGAAAAAUAA